Messenger RNA from Bolinopsis microptera, 3937 nucleotides. Its product is annotated as transcriptional activator protein Pur-beta-A-like. The record is from RefSeq and is a predicted model, not a curated record. Gene Ontology annotation, molecular function: RNA polymerase II transcription regulatory region sequence-specific DNA binding; purine-rich negative regulatory element binding; DNA-binding transcription factor activity, RNA polymerase II-specific. Gene Ontology annotation, biological process: regulation of transcription by RNA polymerase II. Bases 86 to 847 code for a protein of 253 amino acids. Lineage: Eukaryota; Metazoa; Ctenophora; Tentaculata; Lobata; Bolinopsidae. Gene Ontology annotation, cellular component: nucleus. The transcript has 7 exons.
CGAAUUGCAUAACGAUCGUGUGAACUCUGGUUGCUUUGGUUCGCGUCUGUAUUUCACGUCCUCAUACUGAGGGUGGUCGGGAGAUAUGAGCGCCGAGGAUUCCUUCAACGCACAGGACUUGCAAACGAAGGUUUUGAAGUCUGAGAACAAGCGGUUCUACCUAGAUGUCAAGGAGAACAACCGGGGGAGGUUCCUCAAGAUAACUGAGGUCAACACGCAAGCCCGAACCAAGAACAAGAUUACUCUUGCGCUUAGUUCGGUUGAAGAAUUCAGGGAUUUCCUCAACAUGUUUGCCGAGUUUUACAACAACUUGGGCCCAACCCCGGCUAUUACAACUCGAGAUGGAAAGUUGAAAAGUGAGUUUAUGAAGAAAGACGACAAGAGGUACUUCCUGGAUCUGAAGGAGAACAGUCGAGGCAGAUUUUUGAGGGUUAGUCAGGUGGUCAGAUAUACUCGGCAACAUGUUGCCUUCCCUGCUAUUCUUCUCAUUGAACUGAGGAACGCUAUCAAUGAGGUGAUUGAAGAGUUUGGUGGUGAUGAUGGAGAAGGUGCACAGAACUCCUUGCCCCAAUCCAGAGAGUGUAAAGUCGAACAGAAGAAGUUUUACUUUGAUGUUGGAAGAAAUGAUCGGGGUGUAUUCUUAAGACUGACGGAGGCGAAGAACAACUUUAGACAGAAUAUAACCAUCCCAAGAAGCGGUUGGAAGCAAGUUCGAGAUAUUUUAGACGAGUUUUGUAGGUACGAAGAGAACGGUGCCGGUGGGUACAGCACGUUCCCGAUAACUGACGAGCCAUCCGGGCCUACCUCCCCAGUAUUCUACAAAGAUCCUGCUGAGGGAGAGUAUUAACCCUGCUGAGAGCAAAUCGUGCAAGACUCAGGUCUUAGGUGAGAUCGUAUCUUGCGUGAAAGAGUAAGUUUUAUCCAGUAUUUAUUCCUUUCGUAUGGUCUGUGUUUCAAUGCUGUCUUUUCACAGCUGGCGGACUAUUGUUUUUAUUUUGAAAAGAAUGAACUUUUAGUUAUGGUUGUGGGAUCUUUUGUUUAUAAGAUGGAUUCAUUGUAAAAUGUUAUGAUUUAAACCGCUUUAUCUAGGAGGUUAAAUUUCCUCGACAUUUUUACUCUUUAAAAAUAUUUAUAAGUGUACUUAUUGAUAUAUUUGACAAAAUUAUGCAUGGAUGAAAGAUGAUUAUUUUCUUAUCGUGAAUAGACGAGUAUUUUGAGUUUGUUUGCUAUUUUCCGGUGAUCGCCCGUUUUGUUUGAAAAUUUACACUGUUUUGAUCCCGCAAUUUAUUUUAAGCUGACUUCUUUCUCAGCGUGAAGAUUAGAGCAUAGGUCUCUUUCUAAUUCAGUCCAUAUCUUAUGCUUUUGAAACAACUAUAUCAUUGUCAAGAGUAAAAAUUUAUCAGAGAUUUUUAUUAGUCAUUUAUCCCUAAACAAGUUAUAUUGAUCGCUAUGAAGGAUGAUUUUGAACCGUAUGAUAUGGAUUUGAAUUUUCGAAUGUAAUGAAUGUUAGCUACACCGAUCACCGCAGCGUCACUUUAAAGCUAUAUUUUAAAGUUCCUAAUCGACGAGGGAUUUUCAACGAACCUUCCCAAAAUAACAUGCAACAUUUCUUCCUACACGAACAAAACUCUGAAUUUUCUGAAACGUGUGUGCUUGCAAAUCCCUCGUCAAUCCCUGGUUUUGACCUCGAUUUCCUGCGCAGUUCAGCUUUUGCAAUACUGAGUACCAAGUCUUGAGCUCCACGGGGCUCACAAUCUCUUUUAUAUGAGCCCCGGUCUCGAGAAUUGCAGCUGUUUGCCUCAAGCUGGUGCUGUGCAGGGACCGGGCUUUCAAGCAGGGACAUUACUCGGUAGUGUCUGUGUCGUAAGUUUUAACUUAUAAGGGGAUUUCCCGUGGAAAGCUUAGCAAUAACAUGGUUGUUUUUCCCGUGGAAAAGUGAAGUGUAGGCGGGUCAAGUUCUAUUUAUAUCUUUUAUUUGACCCUGGUGAAGAACGUUUAUGAUUUCGGCUAAGAUGUGAUUUGAUGAAAUGUCAUUUUCUUUGAAGCUGCACAACAAGUGCAUACCGCUAGGUUUCAGCUUGACCAUCUUUCUGGCAAGCUGGGUACUCGCUUUAAAGUAAACAUUUCUCAGAUAUACCGAUUUCUUUAAGAUCUUUAAGAUCUUUAAAUAAUCGAUACCGUUAAAAGCAAUCUUGUGCAGGUGGGGCAUUUUCAUCAAGUUUCCUUUCAGAACAUCCAUUACUAGAAUCACGUAUUAAUGCAUUCUUAAGUACAAUCAUGUAUUCACAUAAUUUUUGUUAAAGUACUAAUACCUAAAUAUAGCCAUUGCAUAAGAAACGAUCAUUUGAUCAUAAAUUCCUGAUAUCACAUCAACAUAAAGACCACACCUAGAUUUAAUCUAAAAUUAAUGGCAAACUUUACCAAGUUCCGGGAAUGGGUGUUCUGAAAUCCUUUCAAUCUUUUUAGACCGUAACAUGACAAUCCCUAACACUUUUACUACCUAUCUUGAUGUCAUGUUGUCACCUAGAAUUCAAAAUUACCUUCCUUAUUUUAUCCUAAAAUCGAGCCCACCGACGCAACCCUCGAAAGAAAGUCAAGUACUAUUACACAACAUAUCUCAUGUCAAACACAAGGAAAUGUAUCCGCGUGCUGAUCCGUUUUAGUUCGAGGGUUGAGUCUGGCUCUAGUUUCAUGAACUGAUCACGAUGUACGUUCCAUAGGUAGAGAUUCUCUCAAACUACAUGUUUAGCAGUUUAUCCUGUUUAUUUUGUACCAGCUGACACAGUUUGAUCGAGUUCCGGACAAGAUGUGAUUAUGGCUGAUACAUAUCUAGAUAUGUAUCUAGAUAUGUAUCAGGAUAUCUGAAUGCGAGGAGCGAGAGAGAGAAAGCAUUCUCAUCCUGCAAACUGUGUCGGUUUGAAAUUUCCUAAGAAUACUUGUCAAUGUGGAAAUUUCAGAUAGAGUACGCCCUCAUACUGUUACCUACAUAGAGAGAUUAAGAGUGGUCUAAUCACCAUUUUCUUUUCCGAAAAAUGGGGUUAGAAAUAUUAUAUUCUCUUUAAGUAUCAACAGCAAAAACUCUACCACCGCUAGAGGACUUUUUGUCUGGAUAUCUAGCAUCUGAUCUAAAUCAUGUGUGUUGCAAACUAUUUGCUCAGAAAAGUCAAACCCUUUGAAAUCGUGGAGUUUUUGCUGUUACAAAUAUUAUAUAUCAUGCCGUAAAACCGAUGUCUUAAGCAUUUAAAUUGUUUAAUAUAGAUAUAUUGAUCAUUAUAAUAGUAAUUAUAGCUUUUGGAAUGCCGAAUAAUUUUAGUAGUAUCCUCUUGGUGCAAGUCCGGCCGGAGUUGCUCUGUGACCCUGAACAUGCCGAGCAGUGCUCUUGUCGAGCUGUUCUCCCGUUAAUUUAUCUUUCGCUCAGUCCGGAAACCAUUGCACUUGUAAGUGAGGUCAUCUCUAUAAAUAGUGGUGAUCUCGUCGCAUAACUGUGCAGUUUGAAUUUGCCGCCAUUAUGUUUUCUCUGAUUAGUUCCCUGCUUAGGACAAAGCUCACCCCGGAAAUUGUAAUGUUGACGAGUAUUCUGUUGGGCGAGGCUUGGUAUUUGAAGACGGCAGUAACUCCGUCAUUCUUAUCUAAACUUCCAGAUUGGAUGUUAAAGAGUUGUGCCUGACCUAUCCGGGCUAAUAUCAAGUAUUGCCUUGAGCUGUAAAAUUAGUAAGAACACCUCAAUCCCAGUAAUCGACUAUAAUAUCAAGAACUAGAUUAUUAGAGCAAUAAGUGAGUCCCGACUCCGGGACUAAUCUCCGUCGAGAAGUGAGUCCUGAUUCCAGGACUUAUCCCCGGCUGGACCGUUUUGCACCGAGUUGUAAAGCUCACAACCGUCUUGUAUUUACAAGUGACCAUUAUUACUCUUUAAGUUAUAUUAUUUACUUGUCAGAAA